This is a messenger RNA of Protopterus annectens (West African lungfish), 2832 nucleotides long. RefSeq names its product TPD52 like 2 (gene TPD52L2). The transcript has 9 exons. Gene Ontology annotation, cellular component: cytoplasm. Lineage: Eukaryota; Metazoa; Chordata; Ceratodontiformes; Protopteridae. The coding region runs from base 344 to 1090 and encodes 248 amino acids. The record is from RefSeq and is a predicted model, not a curated record.
GGGGGAAACCCACGCAAACACAGGUACGGCAUGCAAACUUCAUCCAGAAGGCAAUCGAGAAUCGAACCAAAGAACAUCUUGCUAUGAAGCAACACUAUUCACUGUGUAUAUAAAAAAAAAAUCUUAGUAGUUACAAUGACGUGUUAAAACAGACAGUCUGACAUCAUUGUCCGAAGCCGGAAGAGGGAUGUAGGCGCAAGGCGUGACGAAUUUGUGUUUUCAGGAAGGUCCGUGGUUAGAUUCCCAAGAGAGUGACAGUGAAGUAAGCAGUUAGAGUGGAAAAUCUAGUGAACGGCUUCAAGCAAACGGCUAUAUCUAAAGAGUAAUUUCUUAUUGCUCGAAAAUGGACCGCACUCAUUUGGACCAUGCAAGUCAAGAUAUCAACCUCAACUCCCCUAAUAAAGGUCAACUUUCUGCGGGCAUGUCUGAUGUUCCUGUGACCGAUGGCGCUGUUGCUGCUGAAAGACCUAUGCCACCUGUGGGACUGACUGAAAGUGAAGAAGAAGAAUUAAAGCAUGAACUUUUAAAGGUGGAAGAAGAAAUCUCAACGCUCCGCCAGGUUUUAUCUGCCAAAGAGAGGCAUGCCUCAGAGAUCAAACAAAAGCUGGGCCUUACAACUCUCAAUGAGUUGAAACAGAAUCUUACCAAGGGCUGGCAAGAUGUUCAGAAAUCCACAGCUUACGUGAAGACAACUGACAAACUGGGAGAAUGGAAUGACAAAGUUACCCAGUCUGAACUAUAUCUUUCAGCGAGCAGCUCUCUGGAUGGACUGAGUGAGAAAAUAUCGCAGUCUGAAGCAUAUAAGAAAACUCAGGAGACCUUGUCACAAGCAGGACAGAAGACUUCUGCUGCCUUAACAUCUGUUGGUUCUGCAAUCAGCAAGACACUGGGAGGCAUGAGUAGCAGUUAUUCAAUUCGUCAUUCAAUAAGUAUGCCAGUCAUGAGGAACUCGACAACCUUCAAAUCAUUUGAAGAUACAGUUGAAAACCUUAAGGUCAAAGUAAUUGGUGGAAAGGAGACUGAAUCUGGUGAACUCCAUUCCCCAGGUGAAACUGAAAAUACACCUUCACAAGACAAGGCACCAUUCUAGAGCAGAAGAUAGGAGGUCUGUGCCCAGUUUGGCCCCCACUCUGAAGAGCAUCAUCUUUCAGAAGUCAGCCAACGACUGAAACAUUUCUCUUACAUUGUAUAAGCAUUGCUGCUGAAAAAUAUCUACAGAAGACAUUUUAUACAGAGGUUUUACACCAAAAUUUGUACAUAAAACAAAUCACUGUGCAGUCUACUCUGGGGACUCAGAUGGGCUUCUAAAAAAUAAGCUUGUUGCUGUAGUAACACUCUAGCUUUAAUAAAGUUAUCAGAGUUUACUUUUUUAUGCAGUUUAAUUACAGAAGAGAGCUUUGGUGUUUUAUUAGAUUACUCAGAUUCUAAGCUAAACACAGCCUUAUAUCACAGUAUGCUGUACUCAUUCAUUUUAUACUAUUGGAGGGUUAAUUCAUAUUUGUGCAUAUAUACAUUUGUGGGUACAUUUCUCACAAGUUCAAAGUGUGGAACAGUAUGGGUCUAGUUUAACUGUGGCAAAAGCAUGCCUGUUAAUCAUAAAUAAUGCACACCAUCAGUCAAAAGCUUGUGAAACCAGCACUGUUUUGCUAGUGGACUACGUUUUGGAAAUGGGGGACUUUUAGAUUUCUGUUUGUGUUCUGUAAUUGAUUUGAGACAGGUUACUUAUUUCAGAUAUGUUUAAUCCGUUGUAAGUAAUAGUUUUGUUAUAAAAAGUAGAGCUCUUUUUCAGCGGUUGAGGGACUGUGCAAUUAGAAGACUGUCUUGAUUUACGAGGAAAGAUACAUUAUGCAUUUUUCUUGUAAGAGAACACUGAACCGGUAAUGAGGCUGUAAUAUGUGGCUGGUGAAAUCUUCUUGGUACACGAGAACAGCUUAAAACUUAUUUCCUUUCAUUCCGAGUGUAUAACCUUUUAGCAGUUGAUGCACUAAGCUGCAUCUCCAUUGCAGUCGCACUAGGUUUCCUGUUUUCCUUAGUGUGUAACUGUCAAAGGCACAGAUUCUGACAAGUCCACGUACCCUAGACUGUGCUGAUCUCAUUGAGUUGUAAGCACUUGAUUAGAAAGAACCAUAUAGAGCACAAAAUAGUGUUUGUGCACGCUGUAACAUUUACUCCCGGAGUUCAGUGGUUUGGUGCUUUGUCAUUGGUUAUAUUCACUAGUUUCCUGUAGGGGCUUUCUUAUGGUGUUGUGUUAGUCAAAAUUACUUUGUAUAAAGCCUUAUCUGCAGUUUAGCCUUAUUGGCUUCUCCACAGUUCCCUCUGGAUACACUGAUUGUCAAAUUGGGAGUAAUUAUGUUGCAUGAAAAUAUGGGUUGAGUCUGAAUUUUAAACAUCCUUAUGCCAUUGCUGACUGCGACAUUGAAACUUUUAAAUAGCUAGAUCCUGUCUAAUGUAGGUUGAGGGCUUAUUGAAAUUUGAGCUUGGUCUGUUCAGUUUCUCCCCCAUACUGCAACAUGUUUUCAUAUGUGUGCCUUUUUUAGUGGAGGAGGGGUUUUAAUUUUUUUUUUGUUUAGACUUGUUAUAAGUUUGUUAAUGCUAAUAUAUGGGUUAGCUGUUCACAUUACAAAAUGUGCACUGGUUAAACACUAAAGGAUAUACAUAUGAUCUGUCAAGACUGUUAUGACACUGAUUGGGUGAGGUAUAGUUGGAUGUUAGAGAUUAGUAUUCUGGUGUAAUUAGUCCAUCAAAUAGCAGGAGAGUAAUGAAUUUCAUCCUUUCAUAUAAGUUGUGUCCUGUAUUAGGUAGCUUGUCAAUAAAGCCUUUAUUUAAAAUUGC